Microsporum canis CBS 113480 is the source of this 948-nucleotide messenger RNA. RefSeq lists its product as hypothetical. The record is from RefSeq and is a predicted model, not a curated record. Lineage: Eukaryota; Fungi; Ascomycota; Eurotiomycetes; Onygenales; Arthrodermataceae. The coding region runs from base 1 to 948 and encodes 315 amino acids. The transcript is spliced from 5 exons.
AUGCCUGUCGGUUCCCAGUCCUUUUCUACGUCCUUUGAGCUGCCCAUUAACCAAUUAGUUAUUCAUUCUACCAUACUAUGUAUGGUAUAUCAUUCGCAAAGCUCAUAUCCCUACCCUAUAGUAUGCGCGGCGUAUGUAGGACUACUACUGCCUAAGAGAGAGGCAGAAUUUAAUAGGCUGACUAUACCCUUGUUUGUCCCUUUCCAGUUCACUGUCCCCUCUCUCCUAGCUAAACACCUUCGUAGCUAUCUUAUUAUUCCACCAACAUGGACUGUCCUGACGGCUGCGAUGUUAUCCUCAACCUCACCCGCGAAGAAAAGGGUAAAAGGUUCGACCACGACCAACCCACGAGAAACCUGGGAAGGUCUCUACAACAACAUCCACAGCAUCGGCAGAAGCUAUCUCGAGAACGAUUCUACCGCCUUCGAGAUUGAAGGCCGGUUGCAUGAUCUUUGGGACGAGCUCAUCCAUGCUGCGAGGAUAACUCCUGCCCUCAGCCCAGAACACGACCGGCUCGUCGUCCUGAUCCUGGAAGCUCGAGAACUAGGCCCCUUUCCUGUCAAUAAGAAAGACGGAGAUUCGUUGCCCCCCACCGUGAUCUGUGAUAUGGCUACCCUGCCUAACGGACAACGCCUGUGGGCUGAUUUCCUCUACCUUGUCACCUUUGAGUUAGUACGCUUACUCAAGUCAACCAGCUUGCUUAUUUUAAGCCUUUCCAUCCCUUACAACGGUUCUCCUGGCAUGAGCAGCAACAAAACUAUGCUCGGCCAGGACGCAGUGGCAGUAGCAUCAGCGCCGCCAGCCUCGAUAUCGGAUGAGGGUAACGCAGCAGCAUCUAGCGUAGUCAGAGCUGGUAUCACAGGGCGCUUCGAGGUCAUGCUUGAAGCGAUGCGGAUAGUCGGGUUCCAGGACUGUAACCAGAUGGCCGUGGCAUAUUAUUUAAAUUGA